This is a messenger RNA of Sporothrix brasiliensis 5110, 1020 nucleotides long. Its product is annotated as aspartate aminotransferase. The record is from RefSeq and is a predicted model, not a curated record. Bases 1 to 1020 code for a protein of 339 amino acids. Gene Ontology annotation, molecular function: pyridoxal phosphate binding; transaminase activity. Lineage: Eukaryota; Fungi; Ascomycota; Sordariomycetes; Ophiostomatales; Ophiostomataceae. The transcript has 4 exons. Gene Ontology annotation, biological process: amino acid metabolic process; biosynthetic process.
AUGGGCGGACCGCGCUUCCCUGCCGCCAUGGCUGCGCACGUCAACGAGUACUUCCACCCCGCUGCUCCUGUCCAGGCCGAGGACAUUAUUACCGCGUCGGGCCUGACCGCCAUCCACGAGUUGGUUGGAUACAGCCUGGCCGAUCCCGGCGACGGCAUUCUGGUCAGCCGGCCGGUCUACGGCCGCUUCGAGCUGGACUUUGGCAACACGUCGGGUCUGCGCAUGGUCUACGCCGACAUGGACGGCAUCGAUCCGUGCUCGCCAGCGGCCGUUGCCAAGUACCAGGAACGACUCGAUGCGUCCACAGCCGAGGGCAUCCCGAUCAAGGCCGUCCUCAUCGUCAACCCCAACAAUCCAUUAGGGCGUGCCUACCCGGCCGACACACUGCGGGCGCUGAUGGCCUUUUGCGAAACGAACAAGAUUCACCUCAUCAGCGACGAGGUAUAUGGCCUCUCGACAUACAGCCUGGAUGAUGGACAUGAUGUGCCCUUCACCUCUGUGCUGUCCUUUGAUUCCACCAAUCUUCUCGACAAAGACAGGCUGCACGUCUUGUACGGAAUGAGCAAGGAUUUUGCUGCUGCCGGGCUCCGACUGGGUAGCUUGAUCACCCGCAAUCGCUCUUUGCGCAAAGCCGUAGCGUGCAACAUGCGGUUCCACAAUCCGUCUGGCAUAUCCGUUGCGAUCGGGACGGCCAUCCUCGAGGACCGAGAAUUUGUCGCGUCCUUUGUUCGUCUGUCGCAAGAAAGGCUCCGGGACGGCCACCUCCACACCGCCAAGGUGCUGGACGCCGCCGGCAUCAAAUACGAAAGAGGGAACGCUGGCUUCUUUCUUUUCAUCGAUCUGGCUCCGUGGCUCGAACACGCCGAGCCAGGACAGAAUCGAGAAUUCGUCCUCGCGCAAAAGCUGCUCGAUGCAGGCGUCGGCCUCCACCCCGGCGAGGAGCAUGCGGAGAGAGAGGGCCAGUUCCGACUUGUCUUCAGCCAAGACAGGGAGACGCUCCAAGAAGGCCUCAGGCGGUAA